AUGGAGAGUCGCUCAGGUAGCAUAAAGGACCCGAUGUAUUAUCCGGAAAAUGAUGGCACGUCGAGUGGUGGCGGCGAACAAGACAAGAGUCAACGCAGCUCGCUCGGCAGCCAGGAGAUCAGCCUAGAUGACAACAAUGCGCUCAAGGUACCUCGCAAAUUUAUCACUAACUGGCGGCAGGCGUGCGAUCGUACACGAGAUCGAACCAAGGACCUUCUGAAAAGAUGGAGAACAACCAGCAGCAACAUCGACGAGCUCGCCGUCGCCCCCGUCGUCGCCUCCGAACUGGAACAACCCGGUUGGAGCGUGCACGUCUGGACGACCUGGGUGAGCCGCUUUCCGAGUGACGACAGUUUAUCCGCCAUUGAAUUCAGUAAAAGUGGGGGUUCGGAGGCCUUAGCUCCCAUUCAACGUGAUAAAUUUUCUCAUUUUUUUACAUACCUCUUAGAUCAUGAUAAAGAUGGUUACAUCAAUAGGAAGGACUUUUCGUUAUUCUCCGAGCGUUUGAGAAGAUUUGCUGAUUGGUCAUGGAAUGGUCCGGAGUACCUAAGGCUUCUGGAAAUCGAAAACGGAUUCGCCGGAUUGGUCCUUCAGGAUAAGAAAGGGCUCGCAGAAAUGGAUAAAAAAAUCGAUCUCGAGGCCUGGUUAUCCUGGUGGGCGCAGAUCGUUGCACCGCCGGACGGUGCUAGUUACAAUGAUAUGCCGUUCUGGAUCAAAGUUAUGCCCAGAGUAUUUUUCCUCGCCAUAAAUAGCUCCGGAAGUGGAAUGAUCAGCAAAAAAGAACUUGCGGCCUUUUAUGGUUCCGUGGUCGGUUUGGACACCGACAGGAUAAACAAAUGUCUGGAUAUCGCGUACAAUUCUAUGACUUCGAAUGGAGACCAUCCUCUUGGCUGGGCGCAAUAUCAGUUAAUAUUUGCCAAUUUCUUGUUUGGCCGCGGCCCGUUUGGACCGGGAGAGCAUUUCUUGGGCAUGACGGAUGCUUGCAUGAUUCGCGGUAAUACCAUACCAUUCCCCAUCGAUUAUUCCGCGAUGAACACACCGCGGGACAAAUUAGAAGUGUACACACCUCAUUGCAAAAGCAACAGACGAAGUGUCGUAGUCUAACGAUGAAGUCAUCGUAACAGAGUUCCUCUUAAUUAGUGAUGCAAAGCAUGCACAAUCGUCCCUCGAGUGCCUAAUACUGCAUGUUGUGUGCCGUAUAUGUUUGAUACAAAUUUAUUUUAGUUAAUUAACUUGAUAGAACUUGAUAGAAAAAAAUUGAAGGAAAUUAUAUUGUCCAUCUUGCACAAGUAUAUGUACAAAAAGCUCGAUUAACUGUUAAGAACAUAAUUAGUGGUAUCACCUAAUACACUAUACACUGCCAUUUACCUUAUGGGAACAUCAUCAUGGAAAAAGCAGAUCAAGUGGUUCAACAAAGCUAUAACUUGCUACACGAGUUUAACAUUUAUAUCCUUACAGCACAAAGUUGCAUAAAAGUGGCAUCAACACUGCUGCAAUAUCGCAUGUUGUUCAACAUUACAUGUUGAAGCAAUAGUGCAGAGAUUUUGCAGCGAUAUUGCUACAAAUUCUAUGCUGUAUGGGUAAUGGAAGAAAUUUUUUUCAUCACAGACAAAAGAACGACACGUUAUCUUAGUUA
Molecule: messenger RNA, 1636 nt
Organism: Atta colombica
Lineage: Eukaryota; Metazoa; Arthropoda; Insecta; Hymenoptera; Formicidae
Exons: 4
Coding region: 1-1104 (367 amino acids)
Source: RefSeq, a predicted model, not a curated record